Xenopus laevis (African clawed frog) is the source of this 2909-nucleotide messenger RNA. RefSeq names its product cyclin-dependent kinase 8 (gene cdk8.L). Gene Ontology annotation, biological process: regulation of cell cycle; regulation of transcription by RNA polymerase II. Gene Ontology annotation, cellular component: nucleus. The transcript is spliced from 13 exons. Gene Ontology annotation, molecular function: protein kinase activity; RNA polymerase II CTD heptapeptide repeat kinase activity; nucleotide binding. The coding region runs from base 130 to 1563 and encodes 477 amino acids. The record is from RefSeq and is a predicted model, not a curated record. Lineage: Eukaryota; Metazoa; Chordata; Amphibia; Anura; Pipidae.
UUUUGGUCACAUGGCUGUGACAUCACGACCUCUUCAAAGCCGCUCCAUAGCAUCUGCUGUGAGGGAGACCGGCUGUUGUGGAGCUGAAGGGCUGCUGGCUGUGUCUCCUCCUCAUUUGCCCGGCUGUACAUGCUGCUCUUCCCUGGCACCGAGCACACGCCGCUAAACAUGGACUAUGACUUCAAGGUGAAGCUGACAGGCGAGCGGGAGAAGGUAGAGGACCUGUUCGAGUACGAGGGCUGCAAAGUUGGAAGAGGCACAUAUGGGCAUGUGUACAAAGCCAAGCGGAAAGAUGGGAAAGAUGACAGAGAUUAUGCUUUAAAACAAAUAGAAGGUACUGGAAUAUCUAUGUCUGCAUGCAGAGAAAUUGCACUUCUGCGGGAGCUGAAACAUCCAAAUGUAAUUUCUCUUCAGAAAGUGUUCCUUUCACACGCUGACAGGAAAGUCUGGCUUUUGUUUGAUUUUGCAGAGCAUGACUUAUGGCACAUAAUCAAAUUUCACAGGGCCUCUAAAGCAAACAAGAAACCUGUGCAGUUACCUCGGGGAAUGGUGAAGUCACUACUUUAUCAGAUUUUAGAUGGUAUCCACUACCUUCAUGCAAACUGGGUUUUACAUAGAGAUUUGAAACCUGCAAAUAUUUUGGUCAUGGGUGAAGGUCCAGAACGAGGACGAGUAAAAAUAGCGGACAUGGGAUUUGCCCGGUUAUUUAAUUCACCUUUAAAGCCUUUAGCAGAUUUAGACCCUGUAGUUGUUACAUUCUGGUAUCGAGCCCCAGAGUUAUUGCUAGGAGCACGCCAUUAUACCAAAGCUAUUGAUAUUUGGGCCAUAGGAUGUAUAUUUGCAGAGCUUCUAACGUCGGAGCCGAUUUUUCAUUGUCGACAGGAAGAUAUCAAAACUAGUAACCCUUAUCAUCACGACCAGCUGGAUAGAAUAUUUAAUGUCAUGGGAUUUCCUGCAGAUAAAGAUUGGGAAGACAUUAAAAAGAUGCCUGAGCAUUCAACUCUAAUAAAGGACUUCCGCAGGAACACGUACACCAACUGCAGCCUUAUAAAAUACAUGGAAAAGCAUAAAGUAAAACCAGACAGCAAAACAUUCCACUUGCUUCAGAAAUUGCUCACAAUGGACCCAAUCAAAAGAAUUUCCUCUGAGCAAGCUAUGCAGGAUCCAUAUUUUCUAGAAGAUCCACUUCCUACUUCAGAUGUUUUUGCAGGCUGCCAGAUUCCAUAUCCCAAGCGAGAGUUUUUGACAGAAGAGGAACCUGAUGAUAAGGGAGACAAAAAAAACCAACAGCAGCAGCAAGGCAAUAACCAUACAAAUGGAACAGGUCACCCAGGAAAUCAAGAUAACAGUCACGCACAAGGGCCACCUCUGAAGAAAGUGAGAGUUGUUCCCCCUACCACUACCUCAGGUGGACUCAUAAUGACCUCAGACUAUCAGCGUUCCAAUCCACAUGCUGCUUAUCAAAACCCUGGACCAAGCACAUCACAACCUCAGAGCAGCAUGGGGUAUUCAUCUACCUCCCAGCAGCCUCCACAGUACUCACAUCAGACCCACCGGUACUGAGCUGUACCAGAGGGAAACAAACAAAAGUCAAUGCACUGUUGCUUUGGCUGCAGGACUGAGCAUGUAGCUGUCUGCCUGAAGCCUGGCUUUGGAAUGUACUGUACAACCACACCUUCAAAAUGUCCAGCAGCCAAGUUAUACAACAUUUCAGAGAAUGUAGACCCCCCCCCCCCCCAUGUGAAGGUUACGAGGAAACUUCGGGCGACUAAGGAAAACGAAGCGCCUCGAGUCCCACUGGCUAUUUCUCAUUAUAGCCGGCGGGAAGGUAGAGGAAGGCAGAUCGGGGAGAUUGUCGCCCAGAAGAAGAGGCGAUUAGUCGCCAGGCAACUAAAUCUCCCCGAAUCUCCCCAUGUGCCCUUACCCUAAGAGCGCUAGCACAGUUGGCGUUGCGGAUUUGCUACUUCCAUAGUUUACUUGAAAAUGGUUCAAACUGACCAAUGCAUAAUCUUUUCAGUGAUGGUAGCAGUUGAAGCUGUGAAGUAUGUUAGGAGCAAACACUUCAUUAUUAUUUUUUUUUUUCAUGGUGACAACAUGAUCCAACCAAUUAAAAAACAGUCUUCACUGGUAUAGACAUUACCAGAGCACAAAAGCUAAAUCUUACUGCUAUUCAGUUCAAUACACAUUUCUUUACGCAUCAUUUUCGGGUGAUGAACGAUUAUCACCUCGAUCAGUGUUUUUUUUUUUUUUUUCCAGCAAAUCUUUUUCCUUCAACGCUUUACUCCCUCAUCAAAAAGCAACAAAAACCAUAGUUGUUUUCUGUAUGAUCCUCCCAAAGAUUCUAUUUCAGCGUAGGUUUUUAAAGACUCUACAACUUGACUAGUAUUAAAGCUGCUAUCUGAUAUUAAAUAUGUUUGUUUUGAAAUUGAUACAAACCUUUGUUUGCACAGUCAAACGAGUGCACCCUACCGUCAACAAUAUUUCUAUUUUUUUUUCUUCAAUUCCUGUUGGUGUUGCUGAAUUGUGAGCAUGCUAUGGAGUUCCAACAAAAUAAAAAGCAAAAAAAAAAUAGUGAAAACCGAAAAAAAGGCAAAAAAAUUGGGAAUUCAUUAUCUGCCUCAUGCGGGUGAGGCACCUGUUCAGAUCCUUAAAGCUGGCUUGGUGUAGUGUAUUUCAAUUCAAUUUUGAUUUUCUCUUUCAUUUCGUGUCCCUUCCCCCCCCCCACCCGUUUCAUAGGGUCGCCUCUUUUACAUUGGAGAAUAAAAGGUAGAAAGGCCUUAGAAUUUACAAAGAAACAAAACUGUAACAUACAAUGUACUGUAUCAGACUAUUUUACAUUGACAAGUAUUCGGAUUAAAAAAAAAAUUCAACAUUGUUAACGCAAGGUGUUAAGUAAUAAAUUUAUUUUU